AUGAACACCUCAGCCCCGCCCGCCGUCAGCCCCAACAUCACUGUCCUGGCACCGGGAAAGGGUCCAUGGCAAGUGGCCUUCAUUGGGAUCACCACUGGCCUCCUGUCACUGGCCACGGUGACAGGCAACCUGCUGGUGCUCAUCUCCUUCAAGGUCAACACAGAGCUCAAGACGGUCAACAACUACUUCCUGCUGAGCCUGGCCUGUGCCGACCUCAUCAUCGGCACCUUCUCCAUGAACCUCUACACCACCUACCUGCUCAUGGGCCACUGGGCUCUGGGCACGCUAGCCUGCGACCUCUGGCUGGCCCUGGACUAUGUGGCCAGCAAUGCCUCUGUCAUGAACCUGCUGCUUAUCAGCUUUGACCGAUACUUCUCCGUGACGCGGCCCCUGAGCUACCGUGCAAAGCGCACGCCCCGCCGGGCGGCCCUCAUGAUCGGCCUGGCCUGGCUGGUUUCCUUCGUCCUCUGGGCCCCAGCCAUCCUCUUCUGGCAGUACCUGGUGGGUGAGCGGACAGUGCUGGCCGGGCAGUGCUACAUCCAGUUUCUCUCCCAGCCCAUCAUCACCUUCGGCACAGCCAUGGCUGCCUUCUACCUCCCGGUCACGGUCAUGUGCACGCUCUACUGGCGCAUCUACCGGGAGACCGAGAACCGAGCACGGGAGCUGGCAGCCCUGCAGGGCUCGGAGACACCAGGCAAGGGAGGCGGCAGCAGCAGCAGCUCAGAGCGGUCCCAGCCAGGGGCAGAGGGCUCCCCUGAGACCCCUCCAGGGCGCUGCUGCCGCUGCUGCCGGACCCCCCGGCUGCUGCAGGCCUACAGCUGGAAGGAGGAAGAGGAGGAGGACGAAGGCUCCAUGGAGUCCCUCACGUCCUCCGAGGGUGAGGAGACCGGCUCCGAGGUGGUGAUCAAGAUGCCCAUGGUGGACCCUGAGGCACAGGCCCCCGCCAAGCAGCCCCCCCGGAGCUCCCCAAAUACAGUCAAGAGGCCCACCCGGAAGGGGCGGGAGCGAGCUGGCAAGGGCCCAAAGCCCCGUGGGAAGGAGCAGCUGGCCAAGCGGAAGACCUUCUCACUGGUCAAGGAGAAGAAGGCGGCUCGGACCCUGAGUGCCAUCCUGUUGGCCUUCAUCCUCACCUGGACACCAUACAACAUCAUGGUGCUGGUGUCCACCUUCUGCAAGGACUGUGUUCCUGAGACCCUGUGGGAGCUGGGUUACUGGCUGUGCUACGUCAACAGCACCAUCAACCCCAUGUGCUAUGCACUCUGCAACAAAGCCUUCCGGGACACCUUCCGCCUGCUGCUGCUCUGCCGCUGGGACAAACGUCGCUGGCGCAAGAUCCCCAAGCGCCCUGGUUCUGUGCACCGCACCCCCUCCCGCCAAUGCUGA
Loxodonta africana (African savanna elephant) is the source of this 1383-nucleotide messenger RNA. It is a transcript of the gene CHRM1, whose product is annotated as cholinergic receptor muscarinic 1. Gene Ontology annotation, biological process: cognition; chemical synaptic transmission; adenylate cyclase-inhibiting G protein-coupled acetylcholine receptor signaling pathway. Gene Ontology annotation, cellular component: dendrite; synapse; plasma membrane. The record is from RefSeq and is a predicted model, not a curated record. The transcript has a single exon. Gene Ontology annotation, molecular function: G protein-coupled serotonin receptor activity; G protein-coupled acetylcholine receptor activity. Lineage: Eukaryota; Metazoa; Chordata; Mammalia; Proboscidea; Elephantidae. Bases 1 to 1383 code for a protein of 460 amino acids.